Molecule: messenger RNA, 1089 nt
Organism: Talaromyces amestolkiae
Lineage: Eukaryota; Fungi; Ascomycota; Eurotiomycetes; Eurotiales; Trichocomaceae
Exons: 2
Coding region: 1-1089 (362 amino acids)
Molecular function (GO): metallopeptidase activity
Source: RefSeq, a predicted model, not a curated record
AUGCAUCGGAUUCUACGCCACACGCUCAUUAUCGCGAUAGUUUCCACCACAGUCUUUACCGGCUCAGUCUCAGCCUCUGCUCAGCGCACAAGAGAGAACGAAGUUGACAGGAUCCAAAACUCAAACUCGGAGGAUGUUCAGCAGCGCCAAUGGCUCCCUCAACGCGGAGUGUGCGGCACAGAAGAACCAAGCUCACAGCUGAAAGAUGCUCAUAAGCGUUUGUCCCUGACGGAAUAUCGACAUGCAGAAGACGGAAGUGUUGAUGGCAAUGCUAGUCGGGCUACUGCCGAGUCAUUGCCGCGGAUCUAUGUCGAUACGUGGUUCCACGUUGUUAGCACAAGUGAACAGGUUGACUUGGUGACGAAUUCUAUGAUUGCUUCUCAGUUCAUGUAUCUCCAACAAGCAUACCAAAAUACGAGUAUACAUUAUAACCUCGUGGGUGUAGAUCGCAGUAUCAACGACAUCUGGGCGCGAAACGGGGAUUCGGCGGCUAUGAAACGGACUCUGCGCAAAGGCUCAUAUAGUACACUGAAUAUCUAUUUCCAGACGAAUCUUGAGGUGUCAGAUCCUGCAGGGGCCAGUUCCCGACUUGGUGCCCCCUUCGAACAUCACCAUCAGCAUCAAGGCCACAAUCUUCACGAGAGAGAUGUAAAAUCAUCCUCGUCACCAAAUCUGCUCGGCUUCUGCACCCUUCCAAACCCCGAUAUCACCAGCACCAGCUCUUUCGAUGAAUACUUCAACGAUGGCUGCAAUAUUCUUGCCUCUACGAUGACCGGUGGUUCAAUUGAGCAUUACAACCGCGGUGGCACCACAGUUCACGAAGUAGGUCACUGGCACGGGUUGCUACACACAUUCCAAGACCAGACUUGCGCUCCGGGUGCAAAUGGGGAUUUCAUUUCCGAUACGCCGCAACAAUCAACGCCAACGGAGGGAUGUCCUGCCUCAAAAGACUCAUGUCCAAACUUACCGGGAUUGGAUCCUAUUUCAAAUUUUAUGGACUAUUCUUCGGAUGACUGUUAUCAGAAUUUUACGAAGGAGCAGGCUAUGAGGAUGAGGAGUAUGUGGUCGACGAUGAGGGAAGGAAAGUAG